UGUAUUUGGAUAUUAUUCAGGACAAAGACAAUGCGUUAUUUAAAAUGCCUUGUUUGUUUUUUGUUUUCUUUUGCAGAAAUUAUCGCCGAAGAUAAGCGACUUCUUUUGAAUGAUCCCGAUGUCAUGACUCAAAUUAGACAAAUGUCAUUGGAGUUACAAUCGCUUAGGGAGAAAACUGCACAACUGGAACAGGAAAGUACUCAAAUGAAACUGGAUCUCGGAUCAGCCAAAACUAAAGUAACACAGUUAGAAACCUCAAAUUCUGGAUUUGGUUCUGUUUAUACUAGAUGGGGAAGGAAAGAUUGUCCAUCAAACGGGACAGAGCUGGUUUAUGCGGGAGUUGCUGGUGGAGGAUACUAUACUCACACGGGAGCUGCUGUUAACUACGUUUGUUUACCUCACGACCCAGACUUCAUUCAAGGGGAUACACCUGGCGGCGAUGCGACAAUAUAUGGCAGCGAAUACCAAGACAAUCAUUUCGGUCAUAAUUUAUAUAACAAUGAUGUACCUUGUGCAGUUUGCAGAGCAAUUACCAAGUCGUCUGUGGUGAUGAUUCCCGGCAAAAUCAAAUGUUAUGGAGACUGGAAUCAAGAAUUUUAUGGAAGAUUGGCAGCAGGAGCCGAUGUCCAAAGUGCUGCAUCCGAAUAUGUAUGCAUUGAUCACCAGGCACAAUAUAUCGAAGGCGGUGCUGCUAAUCAUAAUGGGAAACUUUUCUAUAAGGUCGGGGCUAAAUGCGGGUCAUUACCGUGUCCACCUUAUUAUGAUAAAGCACCGAUGUCAUGUGUAGUUUGUUCAAAGUGA
This is a messenger RNA of Mytilus trossulus (common blue mussel), 801 nucleotides long. RefSeq lists its product as uncharacterized. Lineage: Eukaryota; Metazoa; Mollusca; Bivalvia; Mytilida; Mytilidae. The record is from RefSeq and is a predicted model, not a curated record. The coding region runs from base 31 to 801 and encodes 256 amino acids. The transcript is spliced from 3 exons.